Geodia barretti is the source of this 1320-nucleotide messenger RNA. Lineage: Eukaryota; Metazoa; Porifera; Demospongiae; Tetractinellida; Geodiidae. The record is from the annotation of a GenBank genome assembly.
AUGGUGGCCACGGACAACAUAUCAAGUGAAGCCACGGACACACUGAUCUCCGACGGCCAGCCGUACAUCCAGGUCAAUUCAGUCUGGAAGGUGUUUGGCAGGAACCCGGAACGGGUACUGGAGCCGCAGCAUUCGGAGCACGAUAAAUCCUUCUUCCAGACCGAGUUCGGCAACGUCAUCGGCCUGCAGGACGUUUCCUUCCAGGUAAACCGGGGCGAAACAUUCGUGAUCAUGGGGCUGUCGGGCAGCGGCAAAUCCACGAUGGUGCGCUGUCUGAUCCGGCUGAUUGAGCCCACCGCCGGCGAGAUAAUCAUCGCGGGCGAGGACAUCACCAAGAUGUCCGAAAAGGAGCUGAUCGAGUUCCGCCGUAACAAAGUCGCCAUGGUGUUCCAGCACUACGGUCUGAUGCCGCACCGCAAGGUGCUGGACAACGCGGGGUGGGGACUGGAGGUGCAGGGGGUCAAGAAGCCGGAGCGAGAAGCGCGCACCCGAGAGGUGCUGGAACUGGUCGGCCUGGGGGGCUGGGAAGAGUCGUACCCGCGCCAGCUAUCCGGAGGCAUGCAGCAAAGGGUUGGUUUGGCCCGCGCGCUGGCCGUGGACACCGACAUCAUGCUGAUGGACGAGCCUUUCAGCGGGUUGGAUCCGCUGAUCCGCCGGCAGAUGCAGGACGAGCUGCUCCGGCUACAAACGGAGUUGCACAAGACCAUCGUAUUCAUCACGCACGACCUCAACGAGGCGCUGAAGCUGGGCGACCGGAUCGCCAUCAUGCACGACGGCAAGGUGGCGCAGAUCGGAUCACCGGAGGACAUCGUGCUGCGUCCCGAGGACGAGUACGUCGGCGACUUCACGCAGGACGUGCGCCUGGAGGCGAUCCUGAAUGCCGGUAAGGUCAUGGUGACACCCAAGGCCACCGUGAUGGGCCACCAGGGGCCACGGGCGGCGCUGCACACCAUCGGCGACAGCGACGGCGACGCGGCCUGGGUGGUGGACCGAGGGCAGCACUACAUCGGAAUGCUGUCCAUCAGCAACGCCGAGCGUGCGCUGCGCGCCGGGGUAAAGCGGUUUGACGAGGCGUGGGAUUACGUGGACCGCGAAUACCAGACGGUGGAGCCAACGACCUCCUUCGAUGAACUGAUCCCAAUCGCCAUGGGAAGCGAUUUCCCGAUUCCGGUUACCGAUGAAAAGAACACGCUGGUCGGCGAGGUGCAUCGGAGCGCGCUGGCUGAAGCACUGGCGGAAACGUCCACCGCAGAUCAGGAUUACGAAGCCAACGCCGCCGAGAACGCGGCGCUGGCCGGCGAAGCCGAAGUUACCUCGUAA